This is a messenger RNA of Prionailurus viverrinus (fishing cat), 5907 nucleotides long. RefSeq names its product WRN RecQ like helicase (gene WRN). Gene Ontology annotation, cellular component: cytoplasm; nucleoplasm; chromosome. Gene Ontology annotation, molecular function: 3'-5' DNA helicase activity; four-way junction helicase activity; ATP binding. Gene Ontology annotation, biological process: DNA replication; double-strand break repair via homologous recombination; telomere maintenance. Lineage: Eukaryota; Metazoa; Chordata; Mammalia; Carnivora; Felidae. The record is from RefSeq and is a predicted model, not a curated record. Bases 374 to 4600 code for a protein of 1408 amino acids. The transcript has 35 exons.
AGAUUGGUCUACCCCAGCUGAUAAUGUGCGGUGGGCGCCGUGACGCCAAGGCGUGCGCUCUGCAGCGCGGGAAUAAGGUCUGUUGAGUUGGUGUCCGGCCCGGAUGCCUGGCUUCCAGGCCCUGCUGUUGUGGCGCUUCACAAUUCAUCCAGCUGAAGGAGGAGACCCGUUGAACUGGCUCUUCUCAGGGUGGAAAUCCAACUGUCUCAAUAUCAUCUGUUGAAGAACUUCUUUUUUCACUGAAUGGACUUGGCAUCCUUGUCAAAAAUCAGUUGGCCAUAAAUGCCUCUCUCUGAGUUUUCUUUCAAAGAUUGCACUGUAUUUAUUCACAGAGUAAUUGUGUUUUGGAUUUUGCUACUUGACCUUAUUAAAGAUGAAUGAAAAAAAAUUGGAAACAACUCCACAGCAGCGGAAACUUCCAGAAUGGAUGUCUAUGCAGAAUGAGAGAUGUCAUGUAGAAGAAAGAAAGGCAUCUGUUCAGAGGAGUAUUUUUGAAGAUGUUCUCCCCUUCUUAGAGUUCACUGGAUCCAUUGUUUAUAGUUAUGAAGCUAGUGAUUGUUCUUUUCUGUCAGAAGAUAUUAGCAUGAGUCUGUCUUUUGGAGAUGUGGUAGGAUUUGACAUGGAAUGGCCACCAGUAUACACGCCAGGAAAGCAGGGCAGAGUUGCACUGAUUCAGUUAUGUGUGUCAGAGAGCAAAUGUUACUUGUUUCAUAUUUCUUCUAUGGCAGUUUUUCCUCAGGGAUUAAAAAUGUUGCUUGAAAAUGAAGCAAUUAAAAAAGCAGGUGUAGGAAUCCAAGGAGAUCAGUGGAAACUUCUAAAGGACUUUGACAUCAAAUUGAAGAGUUUUGUGGAGCUGACAGAUGUUGCUAAUGACAAGCUGAAAUGUAAAGAGACCUGGAGCCUCAAUGGUUUGGUUAAACACCUCUUUGGCAAACAGCUUCUGAAAGACAGGUCUAUCUGCUGUAGCAACUGGAGUAAUUUUCCUCUUACUGAAGAUCAGAAACUGUAUGCAGCCACUGAUGCGUAUGCUGGUCUCAUCAUUUAUCGAAAAUUAGAGAAUUUAAGUGAUGCUGUGCAAAUGUUUGCUAUAAAAAAAGAGGAAGAAAUGCUAUCUAGUGAUGUGAAGAAACAACUGAUUUCAGUAUCUGAGGAUAUGAUGGAUCUGGCUAAGCGUCUUCCUGACACUUUGAAAAAAUUGGAAGAUCCACAGAGGAUUUCUACACUAUUAAAUGAUAUUUCAGAAAAUCUGUAUUCAUGGAGGAAGACGAUAUUUGGUUCAAUUGAGCCUGAACUGAGGCCCAGUGCUAAUUUUCACUUAUCACCAUUGGAAAAUCCAACUUCUGAUGGAGUACAACAGAAACAAAUUAGAGAACAUGAAAGUUUUACUAAAGUUAAAGAUGAGACGUGGGACACAACACUUGAUAUAAUUAAACAUGAUGAGGAAAAUGUACUUGGAAAUGAAGUAAAACAAAGAGAAGAUGGGCUUGAAGAUGUAUUAGAAGAAGACAAUAAGUUGAGAGAGAACACAGAAAGAAUUUGUUUGCACUCAUUAGAUAUUACAGAAUAUGAACUACAGAUUUUGGAGCAGCAGGCUCAGGAAAAAGUUCUUAGUGAUGUUACUUGCAAAUCUCCUGAGGAUUUAUUUUCCAAGGAUAAUGAAGAGGAUGUAUCUUAUGUAAUUGAAAGUGAUGAAGAUUUAGAACUAGAGAUGAUUAAGUCUUUAGAAAAUCUAAAUAGUGGCACGGCAGAUUCAAUUCAUUCAAAAGGCAUAAAAAUGGACAGAAAUCUGGAUGUUCCUUUUGAAGAUGAUGAAGAUGAGUUUGAAACUAUUAAAGAAGAAGGAGAUGAUGAAGACCAUUCAUUACCAGGACCUAAUGAAAUGCAAAUUAAUUUCCUCAAGAAGUACUUUGGCCAUUCAAGUUUUAAACCGGUUCAGUGGAAGGUGAUUCAUUCUGUACUGGAAGAAAGAAGAGAUAAUGUUGUUGUGAUGGCAACUGGAUAUGGAAAGAGUUUGUGCUUCCAGUUCCCACCUGUGUAUGUAGGCAAGAUUGGCCUUGUCAUCUCUCCUCUUAUUUCUUUGAUGGAAGACCAAGUGCUCCAGCUUCAAAUGUCCAACAUUCCAGCUUGUUUUCUGGGAUCAGCACAGUCAAAAAAUGUUCUAGAGGAUAUUAAAUUAGGCAAAUAUCAAAUUGUGUAUGUAACUCCAGAAUUCUGUUCAGGUAACUUGAGCCUACUCCAGCAACUUGAGGCUAAUAUUGGUAUUACACUUAUUGCUGUGGAUGAGGCUCACUGUAUUUCUGAAUGGGGACAUGAUUUCAGGAAUUCAUUCAGGACUUUGGGCUCCCUAAAGAAAGCACUCCCCACGGUUCCAAUUGUUGCAGUCACUGCUACUGCAAGUUCUUCAAUCCGGGAAGACAUUAUACAUUGCUUAAAACUGAAGAAUCCUCAGAUUACCUGUACUGGUUUUGAUCGACCAAACUUGUAUUUGGAAGUUGGACGAAAAUCAGGAAACAUCCUUCAGGAUCUAAAGCCAUUUCUUGUCCAAAAGACAAGUUCCACCUGGGAAUUUGAAGGUCCAACUAUCAUCUAUUGUCCUUCCAGAAAAAUGACAGAAGAAGUUACAGCUGAACUUAGGAAGGUGAAGUUAGCCUGUGGAACAUACCAUGCAGGCAUGUGUGUUACUGCAAGGAGAGAGGUUCAUCACAGGUUCAUGAGAGAUGAAAUUCAGUGUGUCGUGGCUACCAUAGCUUUUGGCAUGGGCAUUAAUAAAGCUGACAUUCGCAAGGUCAUUCAUUAUGGCGCUCCUAAGGAAAUGGAAUCCUAUUACCAGGAGAUUGGGAGAGCCGGCCGUGAUGGACUUCAGAGUUCUUGUCAUGUACUCUGGGCUCCAGUAGACAUUCAGUCAAACAGAAACCUCCUUACUCAGAUACCCAGUGAAAAGUUUCGAUUAUAUAAACUAAAUAUGGUGGCAAAGAUGGAAAACUAUCUUCUUUCCAGAAGAUGUAGGCGACAAAUCAUCUUGUCUCAUUUUGAAGACAAACAACUACGAAAGGCCUCUGUGGGUAUUAUGGAAACUGAAAAAUGCUGUGAUAAUUGCAGGUCCAGAUUGGAUCGUUGCUUUUCCAUCGAUGACUCAGAUGAUACCCCACAGGACUUUGGUCCACAGGCAUUCCAGCUAUUAUCUGCUGUGAACAUCUUAGGAGAAAAGUUUGGAAUUGGGCUUCCGAUUUUAUUUCUCCGAGGAUCUAAUUCCCAGCGUCUUGCAGAUCAAUAUCGCAGACAUGAUUUAUUUGGCAAUGGCAAGGAUCACACAGAGAAUUGGUGGAAGGCUUUGUCCCGUCAGCUCAUGACUGAGGGAUUCUUGACGGAAAUUCCUGGGUCUUCCAAAUUUAUAAGGAUUUGCACUCUUACGAAAAAGGGUAGAGACUGGCUUGAUAAAGCCAAAACAGAAUUUCCUAAGAAACUUAUCCUUCAAGCUAAUGAAGAAUUGUGUCUAACAGAGUUUCCUCAACCAAGUUCUAAAACCAUAUCACUUGGCAUGCAACAGUGUUCCUAUACUCAAGAACCAACUGAAUUCACUACAGAGAAGCAGUCUAACUUGGAGAAGAUGUAUUCUUACAAAGCAUCUGAUAAAAUUUCUUCUGGCAGUAACAUUCCCAAAAGAAGCAUCAUGGUACAUUCACCAGGAAAAUCUUACAAGUCCUCAGAACCUGUUAUUUCAGCUGAAGAGCAGAAGACUCAGACUAUGCUGUAUAGCAAACUGGUGGAAGCAAGGCAGGAACAUGCCAAUCAAAAGGGUGUUCCUCCCGCUAUUCUGGCAACAAAUAAGAUACUGCUGGAUAUGGCCAAAAUAAGACCUACUACAGUUGAAAAUGUGAAAAGGAUCGAUGGUGUUUCUGAAGGCAAAGCUCUUAUGUUGGCCCCUCUGUUGGAAGUUAUCAAACAUUUCUGUCAAAAAAAUAGCAUUCAGACAGACCUCUUUCCAAAUACAAAACUUCAGGAAAAACAAGGGAACAGUCUGGUGCCGAAAAAUGGAGCAUGCUCCCUUUCGCAGUCUGUGGCCAUCACGUAUUCUUUAUUCCAAGAAAAGAAGAUGUCUUUGAUGAGGAUAGCUGAGAAUAGGAUUCUGCCUCUCACAGCAGUUGGCAUGCACUUAUCCCAGGCGGUGAGAGCUGGCUGCCCACUUGAUACGGAGCGAGCAGGCCUGACUCCAGAGGUUCAGAAGAUUAUUGCUGAUGUUAUCCGAAACCCUCCCAUCAACUCAGAUAUAAAUAAAAUCAAACUUAUUAGAGCAUUGGUUCCUAAAAACAUUGACACAUACCUUAUCCAUAUGGCAAUUGAGAUCCUGGAAAAAGAUGGUGACAACAGACGGUUAGACCAGCUUUCCUGUGAUUCCACCAGAAAGAGAUGUUUCCCCAACUCUGAAGAGAGCUGUUCAAGUUCUAAGAGAAGCAAGGAAGAAGUAGGUGCUAAUACCAAGAUUUCACUUGUAACCUCAAUGAGAAAAUUACCUGAGUGGUUUGCCAAAGAAAAUGAGACUUCAGCUGAGACCAGCAAGCAAUCAAUGGCCAAAACAAAAAAGAGAGGUCUUUUUAGUUAAAUUGGUGAUUGCCAGAGGAAUUACGUGUGUCUUGCUGUAUUAUAAGAGGGGAUCUUGUUUCAUUUCUGAAAAUAGCGGGGGCCAAAAUUUCAGUUUAAAAAUUAUUCUAAUCUCUAAAGUAAAACUCACCUAUUUGUUGAACAGCUGGCAUCUCCUUGUACAGUUACUUGAGUCUUCCGAGAGCCUGAGUGAGUACAUUAUAGAAUAGAGUAAUAGUUUCCUUUAAGAUUGCUUUAAGAAACUCUGUUACUGCUCAGUUUUCUAAUCUCUUUAUUUCAACAGUAUAUUUGGAAAUUUUAAGGAGUGGUGAUUUGAUAUAAAUAACAGAUUGGUAGUUGUGUGGUGAUUGUGUGUGUGAUAUAAAUUCUUCAUAUAUUACCAAAAUUCAUCCUUGUAAAUUAAGGAAGCAUAGUUAUUUUACAAUUGUCCUUGCUAUCUUUAGAAGAAACUCUUACAUACAUUGAUAAAUGGUAUUAGUAAACCAGACCAGUGAAAAUUAAGCAUUUUGGAUUCCAUGUAAGUAGGGAAAAAUAAUAUUACAAAGGAGACCAAUUGCAUUGGGCAUCUGUGCCCUUUGAUUUUAUAUACUACUUUUUUUAUUUUUCAAAUAAUAAAUUCCUUCAUACUGAAUGUUACAAAGAUAUAUAUAUGUAUAUAUAUAUAUAUAUAUAUAUUUUUUUUUUUUUUUUUUUUUUAACUUUUAUUUGCUUAAUUACUUUGAGCACCUUUAGUUUUUGAGGAUGUUGGAUUCGAUUCUAAUACCUCUUUAUGUAGUAUGUGCAACUUUAGUAUCAAAACCCAUACUCUGGCACUGGGUUUUAUAAACCAUAGUUAAUAUAACUUUAACCAGUUCACCAUAUGGCCUUUAACUGACUUUUCUGUGACUAAAGAUAAUUGAUGUUAAUAAGAAAUAUUGCAGAAGAAGUAGAAAAUCCAGAGAAAUGAAAAAAAAAAUAAAUAAAAAUCGCCGGUGGUUUUACCAUUAGGUAAUCAGUUGACCCCUUUUGUGUAUCCUGCUAAACCUCUUUAUAUUCACUUUAUUUCUUUGUUAUAUGAAUAAUACAUGAAUGUAUUUACUUUGUAAACACUUAAGUGAAAACACAAAGUCCUCUGUAAUCCCAUUUCUCACCAUGUCAGUACCAGCCCCUUUCCAGAAGGUAGACCCUGUUAAAUGUGACCUAUAGCUCUCUAAUCAUUCUUCAUUCAUUUACAUGCUUUACAUAUACAUCUACACCCACAUUCUUGCUUUUCAACAUGAAUCAGAGUCCACUACGUGCAAUUUCCUGCAAUAAACUCUUUUCACUUAA